Messenger RNA from Phaedon cochleariae (mustard beetle), 1555 nucleotides. The record is from the annotation of a GenBank genome assembly. NCBI's taxonomy places the organism in Eukaryota, Metazoa, Arthropoda, Insecta, Coleoptera, Chrysomelidae.
GUGUGUGUGUGAGUGUGUGUUGGGUUGCGAUGUCGGAUAUAGGAAGUGGCGAUGAGGGUUCAAGUUCGCAAAAGUACCAUCAAGGAAUGGAGCAAGGAAGUGAAUAUGAUUCAGGUCAGCAGGGACAGGUGGAGCAAGAACUGGCAACUAAAAUGUUGCAGAUACAGAGUAAAAGAUUCUACCUAGAUGUCAAGCAAAAUCGGAGAGGUCGUUUCAUCAAAGUUGCAGAGAUUGGUGCUGAUGGUCGACGGUCCCAAAUUUUCCUUGCUUUAUCCACUGCUGCUGAGUUCAGAGAUCACCUCUCUGCUUUUAGUGACUUUUAUUCCUCACUGGGUCCACCGAAUCCCGACAACGUGCCCGAAGACGGCAAACUGAAGUCCGAGAUGAUGAUCAAGGACAACCGUCGCUACUAUCUCGAUCUGAAGGAGAACUCGCGAGGGCGUUUUCUGCGCGUGUCGCAGACGAUAACACGCGGCGGGCCGCGCAGCCAGGUGGCCAUUCCCGCGCAGGGCAUGAUCGAGUUCAGGGACGCGCUGACUGAUCUGUUGGACGAGUUCAGCACCGACGAGCACGCUUACAAGCCGGACCUGCCCGAGGGCCGGCACAUGCACGUCGACAACAAGAACUUCUAUUUCGAUAUAGGCCAAAAUAAUCGAGGUGUUUACAUGCGCAUUUCCGAAGUGAAAACGAAUUUUCGAACAGCUAUCACUGUACCUGAGAAAAGCUGGCAGAGGUUCAGAGACAUCCUAAGUGACUACUGCGACAAAAUUAAACAGCCAGCACAAGGUUCCGGUGGAGGUAUGUCUACUCAGGACCAGCCACAUCCUUUGGUGGGCAAUAAUACCCAACAAGAUACCGGGACAAGUUUAAAGUAGGCUAGCUGCCAUUUUAGACUAUUAGAUUUAUUAAUAUAACAAAUUAUAAAAAUUGGAUUGACACAGGAGUCGAUUUUCCAAACCUCUUGCUUUAAAAUGGGACAUGAGAUGUUUCCGUUGAGGAGGUGGAAAAUUGAUGUCUGUCUAAAUAUUGAUCAGUUCAAGGAGUUGGUAUUCUGUGCAGUGUUACGAACACUAUAAAUGUUAGAUUCUCUAUUAUAUGUUACAAAAUAAUCCUAAAUUAUUUAUUUAGUUGUUUUAAGUUGUUAAGAUAGAUCGAAGAUCAUUUUCGGCUUUUGGGUAAACUAUAGUCAAGGGAAAAGCAUAUCAAAGACCUAAUUUUUCCACUUUUUACUGAUUAUAUGGAACAUGUAUUAGUAUAGGUUUGUUAUAUUCAUAAAAAUAUAGCUUACUGCCAUAAUGUUAAGAUGUGUUUUUUGAGAUUUCUGUACAAACAUCUGUGCGAUAUCUAGGCUAUUGUUUAUUCAAAAGAAUUUUAUUUUUUUAAGGUUUGAUGGGCACCACUUUUCUUUUGUGAUCUUCAUAACAUUGCGACAAUGUUCAAACACUGUCGAAGCUCUGUGAUUAUUUUAUCUUUAUGGAAAAAAAGCUUUAUAUUUUACUAUGUUGAUCUUGUGACUUCUUUUGUUACAGAAGUUCAAAUAAAAAUUAACACCAUU